AUGUCAAUCUUCACGAAGAGGCCAGCGCGAGUUCUUAUUGUGGGGUCGGGAGCCUCUGGCAUUGCAGCUGCAUACGCUCUGGGGAAAUGUCCCGACAGAUUUGAUGUUCAUGUUUGGGAAAAGUCAGCGCUACCUGGAGGGGUAGCAUCCUCCGUUCGGAUUGAAGGUCCUGGCAACUUGUUCAUCAAUGAUGGAGUCCAAGGGGGUACCCGUUCGUACAGAAACGUCCUGAACCUCAUGACAGAGUUCGGCUUCGUCGGAUCUCCAGUCUAUUUGAAGAUCUCCUUUGGGAAAGGUCCCACCGCCUGGAGCAAUUACAAGAAAACUCAGCUCACUGACACACAUAAAGAUGAAAUCAAGAAGUUUGACAGAACACUUCGCAUAAUUAAUAAAUUUGAAUGCGUUUUUGUGUUUGUUCCUAUCUCUAAAGUGAUGCAAUGGUUUGGACAUUCUGAUGAAUUCUGUAACCAGAUGGUUCUGCCUCUUGUGGCUUUGUUCUUUGCUACGGGGAAUCAAACUCCCAACGUUUCAUCUGCGGUUAUCGCUAGAGUAUUUCUGGAUGACAAGCUGCGGAUGUUCGACUACGAUCCUGAGCGAUUGCUAAGUCAGAUGCCUGAAAUGUUUAUCUUUCCAAAUCUUUGCGAAAUGUACCAAACAAUUGUAAAGAAAAUUGCUUGCACAUUCCACGGUGAAAGGACUGUAGAGUUUGUGAAUCGAGAACAGGGAAAGGUUUUUGUUACUGAUGAUAAAGGUUGUCAAGAAGAGUUUGAUGAGAUAAUUUUUUCUUGCACAGCAGAAACUGUUUUGGCAGUUUUGAGAAACCCCACGUUUAUGGAACGAAAGGUUCUCGGAAAUAUUGAAUACUAUAACGAUGUAACGAUAACCCAUGAAGACGAAGAAUACAUGGCAAAACAUUACGAACUAAACACAAAUGUUGAUCAGUACUUCAUCAGGUCUGACCCCGAUGAUCCGACAAAACUGGAGAUGUCUUUCAAUCUGUCAAACUAUCAGCCGCAGUUGAAGGGAUGUGGGCGGAAUAUUUAUCAGACGAUCUUUCUCAACGACGCCGCGAAAAGCGCUUGGACGAUCAAUGAAAUUAACACAAAUAAAAUUAGAUUGGAAAAAUGGUGGAGAAAAUUCUCUCAUUCGUGGCGGCAUUUUGCGUUUACAGUUCCGUUUAUGAGAUAUAUUCAAGGGACAAAGCAUACGUGGUACUGUGGGACAUACACUUUGAUAGGAACGCACGAAGUUGCUGUCAUUUCUGGACUAACAGCCGCCUAUCGCCUUGGCGCCAAAUAUCCAUUUCCCCAGGACGAUCUUGCCAAAAUGCAGUUUGAGGACCACCUUCUUCUGUGUCAUGGCAAAACGGCAAGGUUUGGCUGUAACAAAGACACUGUGGUCUCUAUCUGCAUGGCUCCAUUGAUGAGAAUAUUUCUGGUUACAGCUCUGUGUUUGCAAUUUUUCGUUAGAUGUUUCAGAAAAGAUUAA
Molecule: messenger RNA, 1488 nt
Organism: Candidula unifasciata
Lineage: Eukaryota; Metazoa; Mollusca; Gastropoda; Stylommatophora; Geomitridae
Source: the annotation of a GenBank genome assembly